This is a messenger RNA of Mya arenaria, 4800 nucleotides long. Its product is annotated as glutamate--cysteine ligase regulatory subunit-like. Bases 57 to 872 code for a protein of 271 amino acids. Gene Ontology annotation, molecular function: enzyme regulator activity; glutamate-cysteine ligase catalytic subunit binding. The transcript is spliced from 7 exons. Gene Ontology annotation, cellular component: glutamate-cysteine ligase complex. Gene Ontology annotation, biological process: glutathione biosynthetic process. The record is from RefSeq and is a predicted model, not a curated record. Lineage: Eukaryota; Metazoa; Mollusca; Bivalvia; Myida; Myidae.
ACUACGUUUGGGAUUAGUUCGAGUAAGCACAAUAAGCUUUCGUUUUGACAACAAACAUGGCGGAAGAUAUCCCAGUUGUACCGAAGGCAGGAAGUUUAUUAUUGAAUAGUGGCAAUAUAGUGAAUUGGAACAGAUUGAAAAGAAAACCAUCACAAAGUCCUACAGUCGAGAUAAGUGAAUGCAUCGGCACAACAUUCCAGGCAUUUAUAAAUGGGUCCGACAAAAAUGAGUUACAGUAUGUGACCGACCUUAAUUGUGUUCAUCAGAAGUACAAGGAGACAGUGCCAAAGGCUGACCGUGGCGACUUCAAGCUCACAGUGAAGAUAUUCCUCUGUAGUUUACUCCCCAUAGAUGUGCUUCAGGAGGCCGUGGAUAAAGUAUUGUCAGAGCUGGAUGUGUCGUUUAUUGAGACAGUGAUUGUGGCGUUCCCCGAGGUCGAUAAUGAGGAGUUGACACUGGAGGUAGUACAGCCAUACUGGAAGGCCCUGGAGACGCUUGUUUACCGGGAAACUGUCAUUUCACUCGGACUCGCAGACUUUGACAAGAAACUUCUUGAACAGCUAUAUGAGUUUGCAGAGGUCAAGCCUAUGGUGAACCAGGUGAACCUGGAGUCCUGCUGUGUUAUGCCGAAAGAGCUUGUGGAGUUUGCCAAGGAGAAGGAUAUACAGCUACUCACACAUAAUGAUCCCAGAGACAUUCUUCCUGCUGAGACAUUGCAAUCGGUGAUACAGGAUGCAAGCUCAGAGAAGGACGGUGAAGGCUGGGACCCGCUGUGGGUGCUACGGUACUCCGUGCUCGUAAAGUGUCGGGGCAUUGUAAAGUCCAAGGGAUACCUACUCAAGGCGGAGAGGGAUGUUAGGAAGAGGAAGUGACGGACAUUAUGCUAGGAGGGGAGUCUAGAUGAGGAGCAGUCUUCAUGUAUAGUCUGUUUAGGGUUGGAUAAUGUUGAGCCGUUUUUACCAUACCAAUUUCAAAAAGGAAGAAAAGCAGUUAUGCUUAUGAUAACGAGGUAGCAUGAGUUAUGCUUAUGAUAACGACAUAGCAUGAGUUAUGCUUAUGAUGCAAAAAAGUGGGUUUCAAUUCCUUUGUGAUAUCAACAAUAUGGGUUUUUUACCUAUAUCUAUUAUUUAAAAGUUAGAUAAAGCUUGGAAAUAAGAUGACUUAACAUAGACAUAUGACAAGGUGUCUAUGAGUCUGUCUUACCUUCUCAUUUAAACUGCACGUAUAAAUACAAGAACUACGCCAUCUGACGCAAACUGUAUCCAACCCUAUACAAGAUGUUAUGGGCUUGCACACUUCCAUAAUUGAGGUGUUUGUGAUGAGCUAACGUGUUUGUAUUGAGGUGUGAUCAUUAUUCAUUUGUCUGUGAUAUCAUAUGGCCGUGAGGGGUCUGUUUAUCAAAGUAUCCCCAUUGAUAUUUCAUUGGAGUGCAUACUGUGAAUUAAAGAUCAAUUUAGAAAGUGUAAGCUCAUUUCAUAAAAGUAAUCACAAUUUGUAGUUAGUUAAAUGUGGGAGAAUACUGAAGUAUUAAAGAUGCACAAUUACUUACAGAUAAGAUUUUCCACAAUAAAUAAUAUUGUUUUAAUAUUCCAAAAAGGAUGAAUAAAUGUCAAAAACAAUUGCUCUUAUGAAACAUACCGAGUUCAAUUUGACAGAAAUAAGAUAAAACAUGAUUUCUACCUCAUGAGACAAUAGUAGAUCACAGUAAAUCUAUUAGCAUUCACCAAUCAUUUAAUACUUUUGCGCUUUCUGCUAUUAAUUACACGGUUACAAACUUGUUAUUAGUUAUUAAUAUUUUCUGUAAAUGUAUUAUUUAGUAAGUUGUUAAAGGUUUAUCAGUCAAAAUUGAUGUUUGUUAUAUACUUGUAUUAAUUUUGAAUGAGAGUGUCACUUUAACAUUUCAUUAUGGAUAUUGAUUAAAUAUACAAAAUGUAAGUUUUCCUUAGUAAAUUGAUUACCAUCUUUAAUUCUGAAGGGUUUUGUAAAAAAUGGAUUUUCCUGUGACCAGACUAUACUGUAUACUUUUUAGGUGUAAGUUUAGUUUCUACAAAACAAAAGGUAUUCAAUGGUCCUCAGCUCUAAGGCUUAUAUAGUGUCCGGGAUAUAAGUACAUACAGCAAGUGUGUAUUUACUUAACUGCUAAGGUUUGUUCACUGCCAAUUUUGUUUUGUUUUUCUUGACAAAACAUUUAAGGCUACACAAUGUCUUUAAGCAACAGUGAUGUAUUUAUUGUUAAGUAAACAAAAACAAGCACUGCUGUCACUAUUGCUAGGAGUUUCUUCUCACUAUUGCAGAAUUAGUGAAGCGUAAAAUGAAAGUACUGAUAGACAGGCCUCUUGUUCAGCCAGCAAAGUGGCACGUAAUAAGCUGCAUAUACAUGUACAGGGUUAAAAGGACUAUGGCACCAGAUGAUACAAUUGCAAGAAAAAGAUAAAAUUGUCAAAAAAAGUUGAUAUCGUGUGCAACGCAUUAAAUCUUGAGUAACCGAUGUAUCACUUGGCUUAUGACAUAAUCAUCUUUCGCAGUUUUUGCAUAUUCUUCACAUUAGAAAUUUACUGGGUUUGUCUACCACUUAAAUCCAUGUAAGUCCAAGUUAAUUUAAAAAUACCAUUGGAAUAUGUAUCUGUACUACUCUCGUGGCUUUCACAUGCUAAAUACACUCACUACUAUACCAACUGGGAAACCAUUAUGCCCUUUAUUUUAAAGGUAAACUAUGCUGAGAAAAUGACAAAAUAUUAUUUCAAUCCUGUAAAAAGAUGUUUUUUCUCAUACUAGCUCAUUUUGACAAUUCUAGGCUUGAUUUGUGGGAAUAAUGUAUUUGCCAAUUUUGGGACCAUCUGGUGUCUAGUCCCUUUAAUAUAUUCAGAUGAAAGUUGUAAUUUUCAUGUAUAUAAUCUUAAAAUUACAUUAUGCUUCUAUUUUUCAGUUAAGUUUAUUUCUGUACAAUUUAAAAAGAAAAUAAGUUUGGUCUUUUGAUUCUGUGUAUGAAAAUGAGAAGUUUAAUUAAAUUGUCAUUACAUAAAACACAUCAGACAAGAUGCCCGAAUGAUAUUUAAUGAAAUAUACAUGUAGCACAAAAAAUCAACAGCAAUUCCAUUGACAACGGGUCCAAUAGUUUUAUUCUUGGUUUACAGUACCUGGUUCACCAUUGACUUCAUCUCAGAGGGCAUACAAUGUACUAUCAUGUUUAACAUGUGUUUGAUCAACAUGUAGUUCUGCAUGUUCACAUGUACUAAAUACAUUGACCUACAUAUAGUUCUACAUGUUAACAUGUACUAAACACAGAGUCGAAUUAGCAUAACUCGACAUACCCCUUCCUUAUGCCGUACAAAAAAGCUUUUGGUAUUUGAUCAAUGCAUAUUUGUUAAAUGGUUAAAUGGCCGGGCUGUGUCUUGGGUAGCAUUUGGGUAUUUUAAAAUGUUCACUAUGAGAAAAUUGCCGGUCACAUGUAAGACUCAUUUCCUUAGGUCAACGAUCAAGGUCACACUUGAUGGUCAUUUGUCAUAAUUCCUUUUAUUUUUGCUUGUUCAGUCUAUCCUUAGAUAGCUUUAGGGUAUUUUAAAUUAACUUGGCACAAAUGUUCACCAUGAGCACAUGUCCUGUUGCUAGCAAGACCAAUGUCUUUAAAUUAAUCAAAAGUCAUGGUCACACACAAUGGUCAAAAUCCCUUGUAUUGUUGAAAUAACGUGGCACAAAUGUUAACUAUGAGAUGAUGGUAUGUUACAUGCAAGACCCAUUUUUGUAGGUCAAAGGCCAAGGUCACACUCAGGAUCAUUGGUCAGAUAUUUGUAUGGAUUAUUUGACAUCACUGUCAUGCAUAGUCGUCAACUUUCCAGAUUUUAUAUCAAUGAUCAGAGAGCAAUCUUUCUCUGAACUGUUCCAUGGUUUUGAUAUUUGUAGGUGAUUUGCCACCAAACUUUUAGUGAAGAUAAUGCUUUUGGUUUGAUUUGAGAAUAUUUUGAAAUCAUGUUUUAUAACUGUUUUUUUUUUUAAAUCCUGUAAAUUUGCAUAUAUUUUGAAGCUAUCACUAGUAUCAUUUUUUUUGGUGCAAUGUUAUAAUGCCAGAUUUACCUAAAAAGUUUAUUUAGACCUUAUCACUGGUUUUAAGCUCAAAUAUUCUAAGAGUUAUUGACCAAAUUGACAUUCAUACAAUGUUGUUUGUCAUGUAAAACAAAGCAUUGAGUUGCACACAUACAGUAUAAGUCAGUUCAUAUAACACAGGUGACUUCAUCAAAACUGUUCACUGGAAAAUAGUUGGGAAUUAUUUAUACGAAAAAAUGAGAGAGAUGAUAUGUUACCAGCUAGAGGAAAACAUGUAAAUUAGUUUUUUGAUAAUAUUUCACUAAAAACAUGGUACUAUAUGAAAGGGCACUGCUAUUAAAACAAUGGAUUAUCUUCCCGUCAUAUUUUUAUUUGUUAUUGUUUGUACAGGCAUCAGUAGGAGCAUCAUUGGUAUUGUUUGUACAAGUAUUGUUAAUAUUGUUUGUACAAGCAUCUCUGGUAUUGUUUGUAUAAGCAUCAUUGUUAUUGUUUGUAUAAGCAUCUCUGGUAUUGUUUGUACAAGCAUCUCUGGUAUUGUUUGUAUAAGCAUCAUUGUUAUUGUUUGUAUAAGCAUCAUUGGUAUUGUUUGUACAAGCAUCAUUGAUAUGGUUUGUACAAGCAUCAUUGAUAUGGUUUGUACAAGCAUCAUUGAUAUUGUUAGUACAAGCAUCAUUGAUAUGGUUUGUACAAGCAUCAUUGAUAUGGUUUGUACAAGCAUCAUUGAUAUUGUUUGUACAAGCAUCAUUGAUAUGGUUUGUA